Molecule: messenger RNA, 3109 nt
Organism: Hymenoscyphus albidus
Lineage: Eukaryota; Fungi; Ascomycota; Leotiomycetes; Helotiales; Helotiaceae
Source: the annotation of a GenBank genome assembly
CCCAGCUUUAUAACCAGAACCGAGUGUGCAUAUCAAGGGAAAUCCUGGAAAAAUUGAAGUUAGAGUAAGUUUACAGAUGGCUCUGCAAGGAGGGCCUUAGGUACUGUACCAAAUUCGGCCAGCUUCAUGAACCAACAACAAUGCAAUGGAGAAGCAGGCUCAGCUAGUCUCAAGUAGCCACAGUAGUAUCAGCACUACUUGGGCGGGUCAAAGGUUUUUAGUCCAGACUAGAACAAUACGAGCAGGGGUAAUUGGGGGAGAGUCAGUGGCUUAGUGAAGGAAAGGGAAGAAAAUUUGAUGGCUGAGGAUAAGCAUAGGUAGGUGCCGCUCCGACCACCCCUCACCUUUUCAGCUCAAACAACUGACGGUACCAUACAACAAGAACGGUGACAGCAACGAGCUGAUUUUAUUUCUCGACCUCAAAAUCCAUGGGUUAAUUUCGUUACAAUGCCACCCCUUGAUUGUAAAGGAAACCUUGAACCACAUUACUCGGAGUCUCCCGAUCGCAUCCACACUCAUAAACUCAUCCCGAAUUCUGCUGGCAAUUAACUCUAGCUGAGAAGAAUGGAUAUGGGAACAUAUAAAGAGAAGCUUCUCAUGGAAGUCUGGGGAAUCGAUGACGCACGAGACUAUUGGCAAGAAUGCCAUCCAAACCCAACCGACAAACGAACCUUUGAAAUCCUCCAAAUAUCUCCACUUGUGAAGGCAACGUACCUACCAGCGGCCUUCUCGUUUCCAAAAUUCGAACGAUAUAACCGCGGUGAAUAUACCAAGGUCACUACUUGGGAAUUAUGGUGGGAAUGCCGUGAGAGUCCGAGGCCUGGAACGACCUGGCAUAAACCAGUCACUGAAGACAAGCGCAUACAACCUCUGGGCCCUCCAUUUGUCAGUCUGAGUGGACUGAAUAUUUGUGCCAACGGUGAAAUCAUCAUUGGCCGAUUGAAUCCCGACUGAAUGAGUAAUGGUCUCAACGAGUCUGGGGUCUGGGCCCGUUAUAGUACUAAGUACUCAUUUCAGCCUCAGGAAACGCUAAGAUUAUCCGGUGGAAAGCGUAGAAGCAGACUCUUCUAUGAAACUUGUGAGUUUUACUUUGCAGAAACUUGCGAAAACCCAGAACUACUCACAAGGUGAUGUUUUGUCUGUGUUUUUCGUCUGUAUGUGAACUAUCCUGUACUAACAUUAGCAGAGCGGUAAUGAAAGCCAUUCUAUCCGUGUAUUGUGUUAACACUGGACGAAUAAUGAUGGCCAUGGUUUUCGAAAUUCUUUCUAUUCUUUUCUUCCCAAUCCAAAAAUUUCCAAACAGAUCUUAUCGUCGUUAUUUCGUUCCUGUUUUUAUAUCUUCAUUGGGCGACUAGUGAAGAUAGUUAACUAUCGUGACCUACUUGGUACGAUUCUGUCUGGAGACCAAGACUUAGUGCCAGUAACCGGUUCAGUCGAGCUCAAGUCUUCGCAGUCAUCAAUGAUGCAUAUAAUCAUAUCGUCAUUUUCAAUUACGCUUCAUUAGAACCAGCCCCUCUCCAGCUAGCUGUUCUCUUCUGUCUUCUUAUCCCAAACCCUACAUAAUUUCCCAACCCUCUUUCAUUUUAGUUUUUCUCACCCUUCUUUACCAAACUUUCAUUUUGAAAAGUCCUACGGGAAAAAAAAGGCACCAUGAAGCCGUCAAUCGUUAUCGGAUCUCUCUUGAUCGCUGCACCAAGCAUUAAUGCGGCAUCUUACUUCCCCCGCAUAAUAACAAAUAUAGUAUGUCUUCUCGUUCGUAAUCAUACUUGACCAUCAGAUAAAUCAGGAAGGCGAGUGGGAGGAAUAGAAAUACUAACCAUGAAAACAGGGAAAGAGUGAUAUUGACAUAGAGGAAGCCGACAUCGCUGUCAACAAACGUCUCUGCUCAGAUUCGAUUCCCCUAUCACUUAACCAAGCAUUGAGCACCUCCAACGUGGAGAUCCCAGCUGCCUCUGAAGGGACUUUGCAAGUUCUGAAGGACAAAAUUGUUGCUUCAUUGGGUCCUUUCCAGGAAAGUUUGACGGUUGAAAGCCAUGCCGACAUCAAGGCACGUCGCGACGCAGAGCCCGAUGUUUCCAUGGACGAAGCAAAUUCCCUGCAGAAAUGGCUCCAUGGUAUGAGCAGCUCCAACCAACAUGCCGAGAUCUCGAGGGCGUUCAUGGGAAGCAAUUCUCGAAUCAUGGGCCGCAAUUACGAUGGCGCUGAUGAACACCGCGUCGUUCUGUCAAAGUACAUCGAUAUCAUCCGCAACUGCCCCAUGUUUCCAUCGCCUUCUACGGAGGAAAUAACUAUCCCGCAGGGAGAACUUGACGACAACAACUGGUGUCGCGUCGCCUUCGGUGAUGUCGUCUUGAGAAACAAAGAUACCCCUUCCACAAUCGUUUCUAAGUUCAAGGAGUGGAAGGAGAAACUCAUGCAUCUCUCGCUCAAGGCUAAGAGAGAUCGGGGGUUCACAAUUUGGGACUUUGGCGAGCCCAUUGAAAAGCGAGAGGACUUCUGGACGCAAAUUGUUGAAACCCCUGAGCGGUUCAACGUCGAUGAAAAUUUAGACGUCGAGACCAAAGAGAAUGGCGGCACAUUCGAAAAGCGGGAUGGCCCUCCUUUGCUGCCGUUUCCAGAAGAAGUCGAGAGGUUGAUGAAAUCCCUAUUCGAAGGCGUUGAAAAGAAUAUUUUGUACAAGCACCCUUACGAGAGUGAUUACAAGCGCAAGGAAGCUUGGGAAAAGUUUCAAGUAGCCAAGGGGAACUUCAAGGACGAGUAUUACAAAAAGGCGUCCCCCUCUAUUCAUGGAAAAAGAGCUUGGUUUGACGAUCUCCAAGACAUGGCUUCAGACUUCACGGACAGGUGGGAUUUCCUCGACGGUGAUGGAAACGAGGAGGAGAAGGUUCAGAAUGAGGCCCAGAACCAGGGUAUUGACUGGGAGAAGAUAAAGAUCGACUUUUUAGAUGAGUGGUCUGGAGACCAUGAGAAGAGGGAUAAAUCAAGCUUCCAGAAGAGAGGUCGUUUCUGGUCCGAUCGCGGAGAUCCUUGGAAUCGGAAGGAGGAAGAUACUCCUGAAGGGUUUCAUGCACCACCUGUCGAGACCAACAAAAUGUUGGAACCUUGGUAA